Molecule: messenger RNA, 4260 nt
Organism: Mytilinidion resinicola
Lineage: Eukaryota; Fungi; Ascomycota; Dothideomycetes; Mytilinidiales; Mytilinidiaceae
Product: ankyrin
Exons: 3
Coding region: 1-4260 (1419 amino acids)
Molecular function (GO): protein binding
Source: RefSeq, a predicted model, not a curated record
AUGGAAGUUCUCGAUUUACUACUUAAAAAGGGGGCCGACCCGAAUGCAUUGUAUCGGGACCGAGCAGGCAAGCUCCAUUGGUCAACACACCUUGCUCUUCGCCUAAAACCAAGGGUGGAGGCCGAUCACCCUGUCGCCAAACUCAUUGCCGCUGGAGCGGACCUCAACUCAAAGGCAGUCCAGACCCUGGAAAGUAUAUUAAGUCGAGAGGAAGCAAGAAGCUUUCAUGAAGAUCUCUGCAAGUCUCUUGAAGCUCGUUCAGUGGAAGACGACCAAAACAUUCGAUGGCUGAAGGCACUGUUACAAUCUAAGGAUUCUAAGUUCUCGCCAACGUGGCAGAGCGAGCCCCUAUGGCAGAGUCAACUCUCCAUGGGUGAAUUGACAACUCUGUUUCGUAGCUCAAUCCGCUACGAUCAAACAGAAGUUAUUCAGAGAUACCUGGAAAGUACGAAAUUGACGACAACUUUACGAAUGGGGACAAUGAACGAAAUUGCUCUGCACGUUGCCGCUCAAAACUGUUCCAUCAAUGCGCUAGAGCUUUUACUGUCAUUAGGGGCGGAGGUUAACGCUGUCUCAAAGCAUGGUCUUACGCCUUUGCAUUACAUCGUUGCCCGGGAAGAGCCCCCAAGCACUACCUCGGCUUGCAUACUCAAAUUGCUUGACCGCGGUGCUUCAAUCUAUAGCGCCGAUGAAAAAGGGCGGACUGUCUGGCAUGUCGCUGCUGAGUAUAACAAUGAUGUAGCUCUGGACGUGCUGCUGUUACAGACUAAGAAUAUGGCUUCAGCCCUCUUGCUUAAAGACCAGGCUGGGUUCAUUCCCGUGUACACUGCAGGCCGCAAGAAGUCUAAGGAAGUCUUUGAAAAGCUUGUCGCAAAUACCGCUGAUAUCCCGGAAAGUUGUCCCGACGGGUUUGGUCUGGUCCACUAUGGUGUUCGCUUCAAUGAUCUGGCAUUAUUGAAGACUUUGCAGGAACGAGGAUGUAUGCUUGAGCAGGAAACCGCAAUUGGUGGUACUGCUCUGCAUGAUCUCCCUCCUGGUCCCGAGCUAGCUGUUGUUCAAUUCCUCGUUGACACUGGUUUGGACCCUGAAUCUGUCACACACCAAGGGCUGACUCCUUUACAUCACCUUCUCGAACACGGGCUCCCAAUUUCUCGAGAAGUACUCAAAGUACUUGCCACGCAACAUGUAAUCAAUUUGACGACCAAAGAUGGGUUCGGUGUGUUGCAUUUCGCGAUCGGCGUAACAAGGUCUUCCAAAGCAGGCAUUCGUUACGACCAACGGAUGCAAUCAGUUCAAGAGCUGGUGGCCGAAGGCGCUGAUCUCGAUGCCGUCGACAUUGAAGGAAGGUCUUGUCUCCAUACACUUCUUGAAGCGCAUCAUCGGUUGAUAAGCUCGCCUGCACCAUGUUUAACCGAUCUCAUUUGCUAUUUUUUUCGAAACAGCAAGCAGAAAGACUUGUUGAGGACACCAUUCAGCUAUGGAGAAGAGCUUUUACUGCCUCUUUUAUGGGCAUGUAUGUACAGCGUCGAUGAGAUCAUCGAGUUGUGUAUAGCAAACGAUGUCGAUGUAGAUCUGACGCCCGCAACAUCUGGGCUAUCUCCCAUUGCCUACGCUUGUGCGUGCAACUGUGACACCGCACUUUUCCGCCAACUCCUUGCCAAGUCUAAAUACUUGCACGAGGCCGACGCUAACGGGUAUUAUCUGCUCCAUAUCGCUUGUUUUCAAAGUUCAAGUUGCAGCCGCUCUCUCUUAGAGGAAAUAUGUAAUGCCGGCUUGGAUAUCGAUCUCGUAGCGACCAAUAAGUCACGAGAAACACCAUUGAUGCUUUCUGCAAGAAACCAAAAAUUCCAGCAUUUCGAGUUUCUUCUCCAACACGGAGCCCAGCUGCAUGCAAAGGACUCUAAAGGCUGGGGAGCAUUGCAUCAUGCUGCGGUUAAUGGGUGGUCUGAAAUCUUUGAGGAGCCCAAACUAGUUCGUGUUGAUUGGGAACAUGUUGUCGAAAUAGAAGGUACCAUAUGGCGAGGUUGCAAUGUGCUUCAUCUAGCCGCCUUUCUCGGAAAAGCUCGUGUUGUUCGGGCUCUAUUAGAGGACCACUCAGUACCGAGCGUUAAUUGCAUCAACGACAACGGAGCGCAAUCACUCUUCCUCGCUGCGAUCCAUGGAGAUCCUGAGACUAUCAAGACGCUACUCCUAGCGGGCGCCGAUAUCGACGCCGACUUUGCGGGCUAUGGCGGCGCUAUCUUCGCUGCUGCAGAAUGUGGAAAGCUUGAAGCUGCACAGAUACUUCUUCAACACAAGUGUUCACUAAUUCCGAACUCACAUGGCUUGAGCCCACAAUUUGCUGCGUUGGAAAAUGGCCAUCGAACCUUGGCUGGUGUACUCCGAGAUGCCGAAUUGAAAGAGAGAACGUGCCGUCAAUCAGAGGAGAAGCUCAGUCAAGGUGCCAUGUUAGGAUCUAUUGGAUCAAGAGCUCUGGGACUCGCAAUCAAGGCUAAUGAUAUACAACUCUGUCGAGCCCUACUCGAAGAUGGCUUGAAUCUACAUGCCGAAAUUCCUGAAACACCAGAUAGACCUACGCCAAUACUGGCGGCCUUAGCACUUAAUAAAGAUGAGAUCGCUAAGUUUCUCAUUGAGCAAGGCGCGGGCUCUUCAGGACAAAAUUUUCUGCACUCUGGUCCGCUCUAUGGCUACACGGCCAUUCAUCUUGCCAGUCGCAGAGAACAACAUCAAGACAUUCUACGGCAGCUUCUCUCCAAACAAGAAAAAGCUCUCCAAGGUCUCGAUGAUUUCAAAAAUGCGAUACAUCCUUUUCAUGUCGCCGUAGCAUGUAAGAACCAAGCCGGCCUCAAGCUUUUACUGGAGCACUUUUGCGGUCAGCCUAGCCUAGAAACGCACACAUCGAUAUCAGAUUUUAUCGAAAUUCAAAUUGACAAGCACCGCGCAGUACAAAGUUCUCUACUUUCUGGAGAAGGGGUCUACCAGAGCCAACACCUAACGACUCGCGACGUUCCAACAGGUACAGCACUUCACGUGGCCGCCCGAGUGAACAAUCUUCCGGCACAGAAAUUACUACUGUCUUACGGAGUCGACAUCAAUUCAAGAGAUAGUGAUCUAAGAACCCCUCUACACAUCGCUGCUCUUUGCAAGAACACAGCCUCCGUCGACUUUCUACUUCGAAAGGGCGCGAACCCACAUUAUCAAAACCGAUCUAUGUGUACUGCCGCAAUAUUGGCAGCGAAAACCGGCUGCGCAAGGACACUGAAGUGCUUCCAUCGAAAAAACGCCAUUAUAUCCAAGCGCUCAUCCGAAGGAUUCACCAUCAUGCAUCAUGCUGCUUAUGGAUCACCAAGCGCUUUCUCCUUCCUUCUUGGCUUAGGCUACAACCCUUAUGACCCUGCACGAGACAGCCGAACUCCAGUUGGGGUCGCCUGUCAAAGUAUGCAUAUCCACCCUACAUUUCCAGCGUUGAUUUGUAACUUUGGUCUCGAUUUCAGUGCCGAAAGGAGUAAUUUUCCCCUCCCAGACUUGACCGAUGCCAAUCUGCCUACUCUGAAAAUGUUCCUGAGGCGGAUGACAAAAACAGCAGCAAGCCGCAUAAUCAGUGCACAGCCGAGUGAGGAUAGUCUCGUUUGCAUAGCAGUGCAAAAUGCGGCCUAUUCGAUGACUGAAUUCCUAGUUCAACACGGUGCGCAUCUUGAAGCUGAGGGUAGACGCCAGCAAGGCACAGCUUUAAUCAUAGCAUGCGAAGCCAGCCGGCUACCGCAUGUGAAGCUGCUCAUCCGAUCGGGAGCGAAGAUCUUCGGUACGAAACAGGGAGAACCCAUUAGUGCCGUGUAUUCAGCUCGCCACUUUCCAGAGAUCGUUCAGUGGUUGCUGGUUGGGCGGUACGUGGAGCAGAAACAACUAAGUUCAGGCCAAGAUGGUGUGGAGGAAUACCAAGCUAAUACACGGGCGGAUAUACGUGACAAUAGAGCUCCGGACGAAGCUCCAAUGCACAGCUCCUCGGCGGCUGUCUCGGCGGUGCUUUCAUUGCGUUUACCAACGUAUUUCUUCGCGACGACCGUCUACCGACUAGAUGGAUCGCCGGAGCUUAUCCAAUUGCCGAAUGGUCUGUCUUGGAUCUUCUUCGCCAUACCAUUCGCCAGUCUCUUGUGCCAGGAUCUCGCCUUCUCACAUGCGAUUUUGCUGGAUCGACGACCGGAGCCGCUGUUUCCUCGCUGGCUCGAUUUCGUGACAUCGGGCUUGACGCUUACGUUUUGA